AGAGAGCUGCUGUUAUAGUGUUAUAGGCAGCACAUGCGCUGUGCUGUGCAGGCCAACGAUCCAGAUUCCAGUAGGCCCGCCGCGUACAUAGAGCUAGGCGGCUAGCAGAUCGAUCGACCGGUGAACCGGAGAUGCAGCCAGGCCACUCCACCGCGCUGCUGCUCGCGGCCGUCUUCGUCUUCCUGGCGUCGGCCGCGAGCUGCCGCGGGCAGUUGGCGAACGACUACUACGCCGGCAAGUGCGGCAACGCCAGCGUGGAGACCAUCAUCCAUGACGCCGUCAAGGCCCGCCUCGCCUGGGACAAGAGGAUGGUCGCCGGCCUCCUCCACUUGCUCUUCCACGACUGCUUCGUCACCGGGUGCGACGCGUCGCUCUUGCUGGACGGGACCAACACGGAGAAGACGGCGGUGGAGAACAGCGGCAUCUUCGGCUACGACCACAUCGACGACAUCAAGACGUUACUCGAGAAUGUGUGCCCCGGCGUCGUCUCCUGCGCCGACAUCAUCGUCGCCGCAACCAGGGACUCCGUUGCCAUGUCCGGAGGGCCAAACUACCAAGUGCAGCUGGGAAGAAGGGACGGCAUGGUGUCGCAGGCGUCGAUGGCGAGCGCGCUGCCGGGCCCCAACGUCGACAUCCCCACGGCCAUCGACAUGUUCUCCAAAAAGGGCCUCAACAGCUUCGACAUGGCCAUCCUCAUGGGCGCACACACGGUAGGGGUGACGCACUGCUCGGUGAUCCAUGACCGUCUGUACAACUUCAACGGGACGGGCAAGCCGGACCCGGGCAUGGACCCGACGUACGUGUGGAUCCUGGUCACGUUCGCGUGCCCCAACGGCCAGGCCUUCGACAACAUCGUCUACCUCGACGACCCCUCCAGCAUCCUCGUCGUCGACAAGAGCUACUACUCCCAGAUCAUGAAACGCCACGGCGUGCUGGCCGUCGACCAGGCGCUCGGCGACCACAGCUCCACCGCGUGGAUGGUCGAUUUCCUCGCCAACACCGACUUCUUCCCCUCCAUGUUCAGCUACGCGCUCAACAAGCUCGCCGCGCUCGAGGUCCUGACAGGCACCGCCGGCGAGAUCAGGACCAACUGCCGGAGGACCAAUUGAUCAUCCACGGAUCCAAGUCAUCCAACCAUAUACAGAACUAGUUAUUACUAGCUAGCUUAUAGCUAGAUGGGCAGCUGAUUUACAAAGAAAGAAAGAAGAGAAGAGAAGAGAAUAAUACAACGUGGCGACAGUUGAACCAACGAUUGAGAGCAUGCAUGCACAUCAGCACAUCCAUUCUUUUGCCUCUCUUGUCAAUGAUUUCAUGGUUUUACCAUAGUUGAUUUGAGUAAAGAUUUAUUUUUUUUACUGGAGUAGCACGAGCAAUAUUAGUUUUUUUUUUCGUGUGUACUUCUGAUUCUUUUUGUACGUGGCUGGUACAAAAAUAAACCUUCCAUGAUGUAACAAUACAUGCACUUGUUUUCCCAAAGAGCAUAUACUUGGAUUUUCAAAGGAGAGG
Messenger RNA from Phragmites australis (common reed), 1506 nucleotides. RefSeq names its product peroxidase 57-like. The record is from RefSeq and is a predicted model, not a curated record. The transcript has 4 exons. Gene Ontology annotation, molecular function: peroxidase activity; heme binding. Gene Ontology annotation, biological process: hydrogen peroxide catabolic process; response to oxidative stress. Gene Ontology annotation, cellular component: plant-type cell wall; plasmodesma. NCBI's taxonomy places the organism in Eukaryota, Viridiplantae, Streptophyta, Magnoliopsida, Poales, Poaceae. Bases 132 to 1109 code for a protein of 325 amino acids.